This is a messenger RNA of Zingiber officinale, 550 nucleotides long. RefSeq names its product sm-like protein LSM5. Lineage: Eukaryota; Viridiplantae; Streptophyta; Magnoliopsida; Zingiberales; Zingiberaceae. Gene Ontology annotation, molecular function: RNA binding. The record is from RefSeq and is a predicted model, not a curated record. Bases 126 to 389 code for a protein of 87 amino acids. Gene Ontology annotation, cellular component: U4/U6 x U5 tri-snRNP complex; Lsm1-7-Pat1 complex; U6 snRNP. The transcript has 4 exons. Gene Ontology annotation, biological process: mRNA splicing, via spliceosome.
CGAAGCCCUAAUCCGGCCACGACAAGACAAAUAGAGGCGGCCGCCCACCUCCGCCCCGCUCUCGGCGUCUUCUUCCGUUAUCCGGCGGCGGCACUCCACGAAUCGGGCCCAAGGAAGGCGUUUCCAUGGCGAGCAACCCGUCGCAACUGCUCCCUUCAGAGCUCAUCGAUAGGUGUAUCGGGUCGAAGAUUUGGGUGAUCAUGAAGGGAGACAAGGAGCUCGUCGGAACCCUCAGAGGAUUCGAUGUCUACGUCAACAUGGUCCUCGAAGAUGUCACUGAAUAUGAAAUCACAUCCGAGGGGCGCAGGAUAACAAAGCUUGACCAGAUAUUGCUAAAUGGAAACAACAUUGCCAUUCUGGUACCUGGUGGUUCUCCCGAUCCAGAAUAAUACUACCAACUUCAUGUUUGCUGAAUCAUUCCAGGUGGUAGGAUAGAAUAUUACUAGUAUUUUCUCAUAUAACUCUGUAAGCUCAUGUAAUCUCUCUGUCAUGUUUUGAAUAUCUUGUAGUUUACAGUAUAGUGCUCUGAUGUUUUGUGGUCUUCGUUCAA